Messenger RNA from Gadus chalcogrammus (walleye pollock), 6539 nucleotides. RefSeq names its product tumor necrosis factor receptor superfamily member 4. Bases 1785 to 2687 code for a protein of 300 amino acids. Gene Ontology annotation, molecular function: signaling receptor activity; cytokine binding. Gene Ontology annotation, biological process: regulation of cell population proliferation. The record is from RefSeq and is a predicted model, not a curated record. The transcript has 12 exons. Gene Ontology annotation, cellular component: external side of plasma membrane. NCBI's taxonomy places the organism in Eukaryota, Metazoa, Chordata, Actinopteri, Gadiformes, Gadidae.
AUUACUUUCUUUCUAUAUCAGGAUUUCCUCGAUGGCCAAAUGUAUUGCAAGGGAAGGUUCUGAAUUCCAAAGCAAAGUAAGCUCUGUUAUGGGAUUUUCUAUCUCCAAAAUAAACCUCUUAACCAUGUACAUUUAAUCAUUUGCUGAAACACCGGCCUGAGCAAAUAUUGAUUCGUUAUUUAUUGAUCUGCAUUAAGUUAUUGUAGCAUUUUAAUUUUUUGGGUUUAAAGUACGUGUUUCUUACAUGCAUAUAUUGCCUUAAAUGGCCAAUAUAUGAUAUAUUUUAUGUUGAAAUUUAACUCAAAUGAGAUCCUCACCGACUCUCUUCCGUUGCGUAGAACUGCCUUUGGGCUGAUUUCUAUCAUUAGAUUUGGGUCGGUUUUGCCUGGAAAAACGACGGAAGUGAGUGUGAAAUGACUCUUCUUCCAUAUCAUUUCAAAUCUUCGUGCUAUUGCCGUCUACUUAUUUGUUACUUUGCAUGUCAAAAGUAAUAUCACUGUCUAAAAAAUUACCCUGUUAUACUGUACGUAUUUAACUGUUGACUGGAAUUUGACUUUGAGGUGUUUUUGAUUAAGCUAUGUUGGGUUGUAAAUACUUUUCUCAUGAACCCAAAUACUCAGCUCUUUGUUUGUAAUUGGUGUGCAACCUUCCAUCUGCGAAGUAGGAGUUUGCAAAUUAAUCAACAGCGUUUCGAGUUCCACCCGUCUCAUUGGCAACCACAGAAAUAUAUCAAACGAUCAUUGCCGGGUAAUUUCCGUGAAUAAAACCCACAUCUUGUUCCGAUGCUAAUCAAAUAUUCCACUGUUUGACAAUAACAGCUAAGUUCUUAAGCUAAAUGUUAAAAAUGAAGGCAUAACAUUCAUGAAUUAAUUCAACAUUCAAUAGAAUAAACUAUUUAUAAAACUAUAUCUAUGUUUAAUUCAAACUGUAACAUUGCUGACAAGGAGAGCUUCUGCUGACUGUUUAAAAAUUCGUCAAAAUUGAACAUUUGAGUAGCAGAAACAGGAGGUAACAAAAAAAUGUCCCAUGUAUGGGAUGAAAUAAAGUUCUUAUCUUAUCUUAUCUUACAAUCUGGCUAUGAAGAUUGCAUAAUGAAGGUGUGUGGUUUGCUACAUAUCCUCCAAAACGUUACACUCUUGAUGUUUGAUUAUCAAUAGCAAUGUAUACUUUUAUAUUAUUGUAUACAAGUAACAUUUUGUUUUCAAUGCACCCUCCAAAUGCUCUAUUUCAACGCUUUACAAUACAAGUGUGGACACAGACCUGCCACCAUUACAUGCAGUGUUUUUGAUAUGUAGUUGUCAUUAUGAAUAACAAUAAUAUAAUGCUUCUGUUGUAUGUGCUAAGGGGCUCUACUUUAGAACAAAAAGGCUGUGAUCCGCGUUAACAUUAUGUACAACUGUAUGAAUUGAGGCUCUUUAGAACUAGGCCUCAUUCAGCCAUCCCAUAAUGUCCCGGGUUCAAGGCCACCAUCCUUUAUUGUUUCAUGGAUCAAGAAGUGAAGCAGGCCACCCCAUAUCUGGGAGAUCUUCCAGUAUUGAGGAUGUUUAAAACAAGACAUCCAAUUCCACUACUGCACAAUAUAAUCAAAACGGUUGAAACAACAAGAAACACCAUCCACAAUCAAGAAAAAACUUGUUUUUUUAAACCAACUGUUGGUAGGACCAUGAUCAUUUGGUGACGCAGAAGCUAUAAAGCCACUUUCCAGUUGCCCUCUAGCUUCUUCGUCACUAAAAUAUAAUUAUGAGGGUGAGGAAAGCAGAGCUACGUCACGUCUCGUAGGCUAGAUGAUGGGAUUCCAUCUCUGCUGUUCUUCAUCUCCAGCUGCGCAAGGCACAGGUGCCUUCGGCUGUACUCCGGGUCUAAGUACCAACGCUAAGAUGCCAACUUUAGUUCUGCAGACAAGCAGGCUGCCGUUGAUACUCAUAUGGACUAUGUACUUUAAUGGACUUGUGAUCGCUUUGGAUGCCUCUUUCCAUUGCAUUAAAGGACAACGAGUAGCUAAUCGGGCUAAAAAAAUUUGUGAACAAUGCAGUGAAGGUUAUUAUCAGCCUGAAGCCAGUGAUUCCCAAUUCUGUGUGGCUUGCACAAAAUGCGAUGAAAAACGAGGGAGUAAAGAAGAAAGCCCGUGCUCCCCCACUGUGAACAGAGUAUGCCGCUGCCUUAAAGGGUUCAGUCCCAGUGAGGAUGACUCUGCCACUUGCAAAUGUGAAAAAGGUUCCGGGAAACCGAUGGACGGUCAUGAAGAGUGUCGAGAAUGUGGAGAAGGCUAUUUCUCCACCAGAAUUGAUUCAGUUUGCAGCCCAUGGACGAAAUGUACAGACAACAAAGUGCGGAUCAAUGGCAGCAAGACAUCAGAUGUUGUCUGCCAUGACCAUUUGCCUCCUAUCACAAUGACCCCUGGGUUGAAGACCGAGACCACCUCCUUGAGGACACUCCAUACGUCCCCGCCUCCAGAAAUCAGCACACCCACAGCGUUACCUCAUCAGAAGGCACCUGCCAAUAACACGCCGGCUGCAGUCCACAACAGAAAAAACCAUGUCAUUGGGGGGCUCGUUGUUGGAGUCGUUGUUGGACUGCUUAUACUGACUGCUGUGGUAAUUAGAUGCAGAGCGAAAGAGGACCCAGCGUGUAAAAGCCCCAUCAAAGAAACCCAGCAAGAAAAAAAUCAUUUAAUGGACACAGUAUAGACUUCUAUACGUAGCUCAGAUGGCUGGGCUGAACUUCGGUUAUAGUGGAACCUUUUCAAACGUCUAGGCUUAGCCUAGAGCCACCUCUUCAACGACUAAGAACAAACGUCUAUUAACCGUCCAUAUGUCAUCCAGGCUAAAUUAUAGCUAAUUUGGGCUAUCAGUGAUAGUUCAACAAACUUCUAGGCUUUGCCUAGCCUUCAGUAAGAUAUUUCUAUGAUUCAUAUGGACAUCUGAAAGCCAUCUAUACAAUGUCAAGGCCAUAUCACGGUUCAUGUUUACCUGAGAUUUACACAUAUUUGUAUUAAUUAAUAUAGAUCUAUUUUCUGCCUAAAUCUACAACAACUUUUACAAAAAAUGUAAUAUUCAAAUAAAUUGUAACCUCAUUGGUAUGUUGUAAUGCCUGUGUUUAUUGAGAAUUAUGUGCUGUCUCUGGUUCAUACAACUGGGUAUAGGAUUCCCAUUUAGUUUAAUACUUAUAGACCAUUAAUAUAACUAGACCAAAUAAGUUGAGUGUUUAACAAAUAACUAGUAACCUCUGUGCUCUUUCUGUAUCUGUAAAGGUCAGGUAUUUACCUAAAUAAGCCUACGUAAACUUAAGAGAAUUUCCGCUGAAGGGAAACGAGCAUCUUACCAACCACAAUCUAAAGCAAAGGUGAUAGCCUCUGAUUUGGUUAGCUGCUAGGUUAUAACUAUUUCACUCCCCGUCUCCUGUAUAGGCCCCCUAUAUUUUCUAAUAUUCUAAUAUAAAAACAACAAACAUACGAUUGGGGCUUAUCCUAAAGAAAGUUCAGGAACAUUGUCAAGGGAAAACAUAAUUGGUUGACUCACAUGUGUUGUGGGGUACACAGCACAUGAUUUAAUACGGAAGUGUGUUUUACGGGAAGGCGACACUGGUCUGUGACCGCAGCAUGUGCACCUUAAGUGACCAAAAUAACCAGUCGUGGGCUUUCACAUCACACAAGUUCGCAGAAGGUUACUGCUUCAUGGACUGUUUAACCUAGCCUUGGAACAGAACAAACGGACUAUCUGCGUGCUCAUGUUUAAAUUGCUCUCUUAAAAUGAGCUCUUUAAUUCUGUGCUUCGGACUUCUAUGUUUUAUUGAUGCUUGGGCUGUAAAUUUUGCUUUGUCCUGCGGGGAGCUGCAGUUUCAGAGUGCAGAAGGCAGGUGCUGUAAAUCCUGUGGUAAAGGUAAAUAUGUCUUGGUGGAGUGUUCUAAAGACCAUGAGACCGAAUGUCUUCCAUGUAAGCCAGGAACUUACAAGGACAGCAUCAGCCCUUCCGAGUGUCAAUCCUGCCUUACGUGUUCAAACAAAACACUGGAACAAUGUACAAAAACCACAAAUGCAAAGUGCUCCUGUUCUGAGGGCUACAUGUGUUCAGACGAACACUGUUCCAAGUGUGAGGUGAAGAAAAGAUGUCAACUUGGGGAGAAACUUAAGCGUAAAGGCAAGAGACAUGACACUACUUUUUUAACCAUUAUAAUACAACUAUAAUACAGUACAAUACAACAAAGUCUAAUAUGAUCAUUAAACAUUAUUCUUGCUUAAAGUUAAUGUCCUAAAAUGGGAAUUUGCAAACAUUAAGAAAUGUAGUUCAAGUGAAUUAAAGUUGAAUCGUUCCAAUAACAAAUAAUUUUAAAACUGAUGUAAUGACUAACGUACCAGUUUCUUCUAAUUCAGGAAAUAAGGAUUUUUCAUACGAAUGUGAACCGUGUCCUGAUAAAACAUACUCGGACACGCACGACGGCAACUGCAAAUCAAUAACUCAGUGCAGUGACAGCGGCCUCUUUGAAGUCUUUCCAGGAAACAAAACCCACAAUGCAAGAUGCUCUCUAUAUGAUGCAGAGGUGCCAUAUCGGUGGGAAUCAACGAUCAGUGUCAUUAACUUGGCUUGUAGCAUCUUGCUGCUGCUCAUCCUUCUCUAUGCCUGUGUGAAGAAAACUAUGAGGCACACACAUGGUUUGUACUCCAUAAUCCUGCAUUAUGGUUUUUUUUCCCAGUAGCUUGAGUUGUGAGAAAUCUAAAUUGGAGCUGAAUAAAAUUAAAUCCCUGGAUGGAAUGACAUCCAGAGAUGGCCACAUUUUAAUCUUUUAAAACGUUGUAGUAUCUGGAGAAAAUAGCUGCAGUAGAAAAGUGACAUAGCUCAGAUUUGGUCAUUUUGAUUCAACAAAACAAGCACUUCUCACAUAAAGAUGACUUAAUAUGUGUCCAUUCCCAAUCUUAGAUUUGGUAAGUAUAUAAUUAAUAUUGUAUUGAAUAGUGUAGUAGUAAUAUUUAGCAUUGAAAACUAUUUUCUAGAGGGUUCAAUGUGGAGACCAAGUUUUUUGGAAAUUACUUGUAUUUAAAAACAUGCAAUCUCCAUUUCUCUAGCGAACGACAUUGCUGUGUUUGCCCCUGUAUCUACAACCACACCAGAAUAUCCAUACCCAAAAGAGGAGAUUGGAGAAAAGUUUUCCAUUUGCCAACUAUGAUGUUCUGAUGCCAUGAUGUAUCCAAGGACAAUAUUAUUGGUGACUUACAAAGCAUUUAGAAACUAAUAUAGAUCUUAGAACACUUGUUGACUCAAUAGAUAUGGUUAUCAAAGAGAUACAUGGGUUUGAAAGGCUAUAUAGUCAGUGUCACUAUGUCCCCAUUGUAUUUGGGACAAUUUAGCUGCUUAUUUUCUGCAGUAUGUACGAUGAUGUCUUUUUUCAUAUAGGCCUAUAUAUUUUUUUAUUUUUUUAUUUUAUUGAAUGUAAUAUAUAACUAUCCUGUCCGUGGUGAGUAGAGACAGUUGACGUUGAAGGGCUUAACAAGUUGCACAGAUGUGGCAAUUCUUUCUGUUGGACUAAUUAGACGUACAAUGGCAAGCUUUAAAGUCGCACAAUUCCUACAGUAUUGUCCAUAAUGCUAAAGCAUUGUGGUAGUGCUGAGCUUGGAUUAACUUAAUAAAAAGACAAUCAUAACAUUUCCUUUGUCUUCAACCGGCAUUAUGUUUUUGUAUUUAAUUUUGAAUUUGCAUGUUGUAUUUGCACAUAAGUCUUUGCUUAUGUGUUGCAUUUGUCAGUAUCUCUUCUCUAUCUUUGAUUACUAUCAACCACUUUUUCUAUCUUAAAUAGGUGAACAUUCGUAAAAUAUAAUGUCUUACUGCCGAGAUAGUCUUGAGGCAAGAACAACUAGGCCUACUUAAAGGUACAAAAUGUAAUAUUUCGGCAUUCAAAUAUGUGAAAAAGACUAGACCAAUGAAAUAUUAUAAUUUCUUGGGUACUUGCAGUAUCCCAAAUGUUUUCAACCAUUGCUAAACUCAGGUUUAUCUGACAUUUAAAAUCGAAACGUCCCAGGCAAUCUUAAUAGCAUAAUUUCCCCUACCACUAGCAUACGGGAACAGAAAGGACUGGUGCCGGAGUGUCUGGGGCAGCAUGUCCGCCUCACCCGGCCCCAGACCCUCGAUGCAGCUCUGGACCAGGCAGAACGGGCUGAGGUGGAGCUGUGCAUCCGUGGACGCGGCUGGGGCAGCCCUCCCCCUCGGCACAAAGAACGGCGGGCUCCAGUCCAGGCAGCGGAAGGACCGGGUCCGGACGGCCACCUUUUCCGCCACCGACACGGCUGAGGCUUCCCAUGCGCUGUGCGAAAGGGCUGUCCGUGAGCUGCAGCAGUGUCGGCAGCUGGGGCUGGUCGAGGACUGCGCGUUGAUGGGGCAGCGUGCCACCCAUCCUCGUCCCCGGAGGGAUCGAGGAAGCCGGUGGCGGGCCAAUGUAUUUACCCCGUAUAAGAAGUGUAUCAUCAACAUGCAUUCAGUACCCACUAGGCUUCGAUUUCACCCAAGGCUGAAUUACAUCUUUUCCUAAACGUUGGUCAUCAACGAGGUCGU